Molecule: messenger RNA, 579 nt
Organism: Sipha flava (yellow sugarcane aphid)
Lineage: Eukaryota; Metazoa; Arthropoda; Insecta; Hemiptera; Aphididae
Product: zinc finger CCHC domain-containing protein 10-like
Exons: 1
Coding region: 1-579 (192 amino acids)
Source: RefSeq, a predicted model, not a curated record
AUGAGUAAACGUGUGAAAUUAUUAGUCAGUCUGGCAAGAGAAAAAUAUGAGGGAAAAGUCAUGCUUAAUAUUUCAUCGCAAUGCAAGGAGUUUCAGCCAACUACAUCAAGUUCUAGUUCCCUUAAAAUAUCUAUAAUAGAAAAUGAACAAACGGAUUACUUUAUUUCAUCGAUUCAAAGUAGCGAAAGUGACUAUGAUGAUUCUGAUAAGGAUUCGAAUUUUGAGUUACCUCCUAAUAAAACAAAAACAUUAUUUCCUUUUAUUAUUCCUUCGUCCGCUUCAUCUUCAACUAGCAGUAGCUCUAGCGCAUCAAUUAAUGACAGCAGUAGUUCUAGUUCUGAUACUGAAGAUGAAAAUGUAGAUGUUUGUCAAAAUCCUGCUAUAUCUGAAGUUCAUGAGCAAGAGCCUAUCACAAAAGAGAAAAAGGGAAAAAAGAGAGUCAGAAAACCUUCGAUGUGGAAAAUAAACGUUACAAAAGUAUUAAUAAAUUCAGGCAAAGCCUACCAUUUUUCUCUAAAUCAAAGAAAUAAGUUUCAGAAAGAAAAAUUCGUUCACCCCGUGAAAACAAUUGUCGCCUGA